AUGAACACCAUUCCAUUCCAGAAUACAUAUUUUGCACGACUGGUGGAUUUCCCCGUUGUGGUAUGCCGUGAAUGCCAGUAUGGUGUCUGGCCAAGUCAGAUUGAAGGCCAUUUGCAGCGUGCCCAUAGUUAUAUAUCACCUGCCGUGCGGAUCCAGCUUGGUGAUGAGGUUCGUAGCUGGCCCGAUCUCGCCAUUGAUCCCAUCGAGUUGGAGAUUCCCCCCACUCGGACACACGUCAUUCCCCAGCUCGUUGGUCCAUUAGACGGCUGGCAGUGCCAGUUAUCACCCGAGUCAUGUUGGUAUGUGUGUCCAAGUAUAGACACCAUGCGGCAACAUUGGCUCAAGCAGCACGGUUGGAGCCGGACCGCCCACAAAGGCCAACCUACCCAAUCUACCAUGCAGACCAUCCUGGCACGGCAGGAACAGGCAUGUCGACAGGUUCGAUGCCAGCGAAUCUUCCCCCGGAAGAUGGGGUCCCAGUAUUUCGCUAUUAUUGAUGACAAAGAGGACUCCCAUCCCAUUCCCACCGCAUCCAGAUCCACGAUUUGGGAACAAGCCAGCCGGCAGUAUGCCGAGUACGAGAAGCAAGCUGCUGAGCGGAUCCAGCAAGGCCAUAUCGAUGAGGCCAAUCCAUGGCUCCGUCGGACCGGCUGGGUGCUAUAUUUACACCCAUUUUCCAGCACCCAGUUGUUGGAAUAUAUCGACAUGCCCGCUAUAGAUGACCAAAUAGAUCAAUCCCCCAUUGCCGAUCCCAAUGAACGUGCCAUCCAGGCUAUAUGGAUAGCCAUGGGCCAGGUGGGACAGAUCAGCCAGCAGUCCGUCAUCCACACUGGCGUGUUUGUGCGCAUGGAAGCCAUCCGGACAGAACAACAUCAAACCCGGUAUCAGCCACUGGAGGCAUAUCAGGAUCUGGAGACGAUACCAGAGCGCAUUCGUCCAUGGCAGCAGAUAUUGAUGUUUUUUUGGCGGACACAGCAAUGUGCAUCCGACAAGAGACAUCCCCCAUAUCGAUUCACCCAACGACAACACGCCGCGUGGAAUCGACUGGUGCAGGUUGCUCGUCCCCGGAUCCCACCCCGGAGUUCGGGACGGUCGAUGGUCUUGCAACCUGGACAGCGGCGUCCAUGGGAGCUGAGCCCAUCCCCUGGAUCCAGCGAGUCGUCCGGCUCCGACGACGAAUCAUUCACCGACGACGAUGAGAUGGACGAGGAGAUCCACCAUGACCCCGAGCUGGAGAGCUCCAUUCCAGCGGGCUCCAUCCCGGAGAGCUCCAUCCCACCGUUGACCCCCAUCCAGCGGGCGUGUUUGGACUUUUGCAUCGAGCUGUUGAACCAGCGUGUGGUACACCGGGAAUACGACUGCGCAUUGGUGUGUGCCAUGGCGGUGUUGGGCGUUCGCGAUCGAGGUGGAUGGCGGACCCCGGAGGAUUACCCGCCCAUUUUGUCCAAAGUGAUCAAACUGGCCCGGUUCAUGGUGGUCCGGAAAGCCAUGGAACUGGCGGAGAACGAGGACGACGCUGAACCCGCCAGUUCCAUGCAGGAGAACGACUAG
Molecule: messenger RNA, 1551 nt
Organism: Talaromyces marneffei
Lineage: Eukaryota; Fungi; Ascomycota; Eurotiomycetes; Eurotiales; Trichocomaceae
Exons: 1
Coding region: 1-1551 (516 amino acids)
Source: RefSeq, a predicted model, not a curated record